UAAUCCCGCACUUGGAAGUAAACGUGCCAUCAUUAAUUGAGCCCCCCUCGCUUUUGCUUGGGGGCUUUGUUCAGCUGUAAUACACUACAAAGGCUCAUGCGGGUCUCUGUGUGUGCUUGAGUCAUUUUGGUGGCUCUUCUUUUGUGAGGGUUCAGCAUCCUCCCGGUGCAGCAGCAGCAGCAGCAGCAGCCCUCCCCCUCUGCAGCCUCUCCAGCAGUAUGCCCGACGUUCAAACGGAAGCAGGCGCUACCAUUUUGAAACACAGCACCGCUUAGUAUGACCUAAAACAAGAGACACUGCGUCCACUGGAAGCGAUUUGUUCCUCUCGUGUCACUUACAAUCUGACGGCUCAUCACUUGCAAGCGUUCCAGGAUCCGGUUGCCUAGCAGCGCCAUGGACAAGAGCCACACAGUGAAGCUCUUCGUGGGUAACCUGGCAUUGGACACCACGCAGGAAGAGCUGUCGGCCAUCUUCGAACCCUACGGUCAGGUGGUCAGCUGCAGUGUGCUGCGGCAAUUCGCCUUUGUGCAUCUGCAGGGGGAGGGUGCUGCGGAGCGGGCCAUCCGGGAGCUCAAUGGACGGGAGUUUCGCGGUCGGAAUUUGGUGGUGGAGGAAUCGAGGGGGAGGCCGCUGCACUCCACCAAGGUGUUUGUGGGUAAUCUGAGUGGCAUGUGCACCACAGAAGACCUCCAGCAGCUGUUCCAGACGUUUGGGAAAGUCCUCGAAUGUGACAAAGUCAAAGGCUAUGCUUUUGUUCACAUGGAAAACAAGGAAGAUGCACUACAGGCCAUCGAAGCCCUGCACGGCACCUCCUUCAAGGGCCGGCCCCUGUCCGUAGAGCUCUCCAAGGUCCAGCCCAGCAAGCAGGCGCCGACGGGGAAGAUCCCGUGUGUAAACUGUGGGAAGCAGGGCCACUAUGCUGGAGAAUGCCCUGUGGGGAAACCUUCUCUGGAGCAGUACCAGAGUCAGGCAGCGGUCUUGGCUGCUGCCGCCGCUGCAGCCGCUGGCCUACCGCUGCAGGUCCAACAAAGCGUGCACAAUUCAGUCUACAACACCUCCACCUUUGAUCCCACUUAUGCUGCUCUCACGGGGAUUACCACCGGGACACGCACAGAUGGGAACCCGGUAAAUCCAGCUGUUUAUGGUGCCCUUGCCAGCCAGGUGUACGGUGCCAACGUUGCCAAUCAGCUUUACGGAACAGUGGCCAAUCAGGCUGCUCUCACAUCAGGGGCCACGCAGGUAUACAGCUCCAUGACACCUAAUAUUUACGGUCAGAUGGCUGCAUCUCCAGCAGCCGCCGCCGCUGCUGCUGCCGCUGCCGCUGCCUACACGACUCCGGUUUACACCCCGACGAUGGCCAACCACCCUGUCUAUCUGGCCGCGGCUCCUGGGAUAGAAAUGCCAACAGCGGCGGCCGCCGUUAAUACUGCCUACUCUGUAGCGCCUACGAUUUACAGCGCCGCCGCACCAGCCUACGCUCAGUUAAGCGCCAUGGGAGCAGCGGACCCGACUACGGCUAUCUUUGAGGCUGCCAGGCAGGCGCAUUACUUCGCCCAGGGCCAGCAGGUUGUGGCUGAGCAGCAGACGGCAGCUGCCGCCACAGCAGCAGCUGUGGCAAAGUCCGGAGAGAGGGAUCGUAGUCCACUGCGGAGGUCGGCACCUCUGCUUCCGGACCCCGUGAUGAAGCCAUUUAUGUACCAGAGGGCCAAGCCACGCCGACCCCUGCUCCCCACGCCAGCUGGUCGAGCAGCUGAAGAGGCAGUGGAAGCCGCAGAGGACCCCAUGGCCAGGUACUACGCGGAGUACUACCAGCAGCUACAGCAGUACCCACAGUUCCAGUAUGCCUACCCAUCACCGAGCACAGUGACCGCCAUCCCUGGCAUGCCGGGAAUGCAGGCCAUGCAAGCGGUCCAAGCAGUUCAGGCUGUCCCCACGAUGCAAGCCCAGCCCGUCGCCACGCUGGACGCACUCAGGCCAGUGGUCCCCGCCGCUGCGGCAGUGGCAGCCGCCAUGGCUGCGCCCAGGGUGUAUGAGCCGCCGUUGCCGCCGCCCACGCGCAAGGAGGCCAUCCUCCGCCGCCCCGAACUCUCCCUUCACACGCCUGAGCCCCCCUUCCGAUAGUCGCACACAACUCUUUGCCCGCCCCUCCCUCUUUGCCCUGAACCCCUCCCACCCUUCACCUUCCCCCACCCACCCCAAUCUCCUCUUCCAACCCCAAACUUGACCACCUUACAGCAGCUGUAUGUACGUGUGUGUGUGUGGGUGUGUGUGUGUGUCUGGGGGCUCUAAGUGUGUGGUAUUAAACUGGGGACUCCUUGGUUUAUUAACCUGCUUUAGGAGAAACUUGAUACGCCAGCCUUGGUUCAGUUUGCACGCAAACACAGUGCAGCCACCGAAAGGGAGGCUUUCAUCUGUCGCGCGGGCAUUCUUUGUGCUUCUCAGUUUUACUUUUUUAUCGUGCCAGUCUCACACUUGUGCCAGUAUUAGGCCGCCCCGCUCGGCCGUUUCAUAUAUGCCUUUAUUUCCGCAAACCCAGUUAUGAUUUUCUAAGGCCGAGACCUUCGAUAGACGACAUCAGCCAUCCUCCUUAGGCCUAGAUGAUCUGUUAGGGCAGCUAAUUUGAAACCUUUUUUGCCUUAUGUUGAAGAGUUUCAAUUUGCAAUGUAACCAGAUGGAAAGUCAGGGCGACGCUCUCGCGCGUGACGGCUGCGCUGCGUCCCGUCCGGCAGAACCAAGGUUGAGUCUUCUUUUUUUAUUUGGUUUGUUUUUUUUCGAGGGACGUUUUGUCUUGAAUGUGACGUGGGCUGCGUGUGAGCGAGUGAGAGGUGAGGGCUUGCUGACCUUGCAGCGCACAAACGCAGCAGCAAAAAAAGAAAAAAAAAACUGCGCCUUGCCGAAAAGGAAAGGAGAGAAAAAAAAGAGUAAAGCACACAUAAACGUACUGUAAUGUAUGUUUGGAUCUCCCCUUUGACUCCCCCCCUUUUUUUUUUUCUGAACCCCCUCCCCUCCCCUCCCACUCCACCUUUACUCUAACUGCAGCAAUGAAAGACACUGCUUCACCUCUCCCUCUCUCGCUCUUUGUAAUUACAGCUGCCUACCUCUUACAGCAAAUUUCAAUGUCUAUUCUUUCCUAUUGUGUUCUCUUCUAUUGUCGGCAGUUCCCGCUCCUUGUAAAGGGAUAGGGUCAGCAGUUUGGAGGGGGAGGAGCCAGACAUUACCGACAGUGACUUUUUUUGUAGAUGUUCCGUAUCGAGUCCAUCAUUUUCAGAGGCCUUUUUUUAAAAUAGUGUAAAUGUGUUUUUUGUUGUUUACCUGUGACGUAAGUCAGCCUGGGAUGUGAUGAACUGUAAACGGUGGGGAAAGGAGGAAAAAAAAAUCAAUGUGUUACUACUGAGGGAGCAGUUUACAAAAGGAUCUUUUAAUCGCAUCCUGUUAGAAACCACGAUGGUAUGUGACAAGCUCAAUCAUGUGCCUAUAAAGCCUCGAGUGAAGUGCAUUAAGUGGAGGGACCUCCCAUUUUUAAGUGCUUUUGACAUUAUUUUUUAAUCAUUUCAAGGAGGGCGGGGGGAGCCCGACCUCCAGAGCUUUAGUAUCCAGAAGGCUUGGAGAGCGAGCGAAGCUUUCUCUGGGACUCCUGCGUAGGAUUUGUUUCACAGCUCUUAAAAGAAAAAGCCACAAACCGAGCCUUCACGGGUUCGUUACUUUACUAGCUGCUGGUUAAAGCAGAAACAGUGAUAGCACCAAUGAAGUGAGAGGUGGGGCAGUGUCGUCCACGUGCUUCUUUGACCCUCCGAAUACCAGACCAGCUUUAGAUUGUGACUGCAAAAAAAGGAAAAGAGAGAAAGUGUCUGUUUUAAUAUAUCUGUUGGAGCUUGUAGAACUGGACUUUUCACGAGUGGCAAAUCCCACCCGCGUAGCUCUGCAUUUCAUUAAAACAGCCACUUUCAAAGUAUUUUGCAACUGCUAUGUGACGGCGGUCUGCUGCACACGCCCUUUUACUGCCCUCCCGUUCCCCUCUCCUCCUCCCCUCCUCUCUCUCCCCCUGUGUUUUUUUUUCUUUCUUUCUUUCUUUUGUUUUUUAGCGGUUAAGUGACUUCUUUGCAUCUCACGGUGUAAUCUCUCUCUGUGUCGUAUAUACAGAACACAUACCAGUUGCAUCCUUUGUAGAACUAUGUGGUUUGCGAAAUGUCUUGUUUGCCAUGUUUGAGAUCGUAUUUUUUAGAGAAGUAUUUUAAUUUUUUUUUUUGCCUUCUUUUUAAGAAAAAUAUAAAAAGUCAAAAGUUUAAAAAAAAAUCAUUCAAAAAAAAAAUCAGCAUGCUUUUUAUUGAGAAUAUGUAUUACUAUAAACCUUAUUAUAAUAAAGAAUGUUUUGGCUGACACUAAUGUGGUAAAAGAAAGCAAAGGGUUUGGACAUUUCCCCUUCUUCUUCUUCUUGUUUAUGUUGUUCUUCUCCCACUAUCUGUUUCUCCUGUGUAAAAUGACCACCAGACCCAUUUGACUGGGGACCCAAGGGGGAGACAGGUGUAGAUGCUGGCCCAGCUUUGCUCUCUUUGGUCGGGGUAAGUGCGGGUUGGUGCUCCUUUCCUCUCUCCAGCCUCUCAAACUCAGUGCAAACCAACUCAACCGUCUCAAAGGGUUUUGGGGUUAAUUUGCAUUUGAGAAGCAUUUCAGUGAUUCAUUCUGACUCUGUAAAAUUAAAAGUUAAAACAAAAGGAUUUUUCUUGUAGAAAUGAUGUUUUGGCACAGUGAGAGCUGGGGAGAGGCACACAGAUAGAAUGGCCUGGGUGCAUUUUGAUCUGUGGAGCAGUCCUGUUUCCUUGGGCGAGGGGGGUUUGAUGGGUGUGUGUCUGGUCUGGUCUGGUCUGGUAUCUCUCCCCUGCUGUACCAAAUUCUCCCUCUCCGUGUGUCUCUGUGUCCUCUCUGCUCUCAGACCUGCAUGUGUGAUAAUCUGUAACUCUGCCGCACAAACAAACAAACAAGCCCCACGUCAGUCCAGCUCUUGACUAACUAUCUCAACUGAAAUAGGUCACUGUGCCGCCUGGAACGGCCGGGGUGCAGCCGUGCGUGAGCGUGGCGGCGUGAGCCAUGGGGACGACUUUUAGCGCGACGCCAACGCAGCGGGAACUCGUUCUCUCUCUCUCUUCACCACCAAGGUAAAUAAAAAAAGUUUUCAAAAAAAAAAAACAAACAAACCGCAACAACAGCAGCAAAAGAAAUGAUAAAGAGCACUGACUUCCCCUCUCCCAACCUGCCGCCCCUCCUUUGACUGUGCCUUGAACAAACACUCCUUCCCCACCUCCCUCCUCUCCACACUGCCAUUGCCACCUUCCUCCCCCCACCUCCCCCAGUCCGUAACUCCUCCUCUGCUGCAGUGGCAGUGCCGCGGCUACAGCCUUGGGCUUCUCCUCUGUGGGUUUGGUGGGCAGGGUUUGGGUGGGGUUAGGACCCCUGCACAGGUCUCAGUCAAGUCUUGCAAUCAGCUUUAGGAGGCGACUGGCGUGCCCUCUGUCCUGCUGGAGUGUGUGUGUCUGUGUGUGUGUGUGUGUGUGUGUGUGUGUGUGUGUGUGUGUGUGUGUGUGUGUGUGUGUGUUAAAGAGAAGGAAAGCCGUUUUUUGUUUGUUUAUUUUUCUGUGGGUGGUAUUUCAUUGAUUGGUGAGGCUUGACGCCCCCACCCCACACACCCUCCCCCCUGCCCUCGCCACCGCCGUAUUCGCCGCCCUUGCCCCCUUCCCUGCCCGCCCCGGUUCCCUCCUCCUUCCCCCUCCCCUUUCUCACACCUCCUCCUCCUUAACCCCGCCCUCCCUCCUGUGCGCCUCUCCUUUCCGCCGUUCACACACAAAUACACAGCGCUUUUUUGUUUUUCUUCCCCCCCUUACUCCCGCCGCCACCGCCGCCGCCACCACCACCACCUUGGAUCUGGGUUUGUGGCUCUGGCUCGGACUCAGACUUCCCAGAACCACCCACCUAAACCCAAACUACCCACCCACCCUCCUUUUGUUACCGUAGUGGCCUGGGCGUGCCAACGGACAGUGUAUGUGUGGUGGCUCGCCGCUGGACUCAGUAACACGACACAGAGAGACUUCAGUGUUGGACGAGCCGCUUUGCUGAAACUGUUGAAUGAUGGGUUUGCGCCACACAGCUGUGGAAGGGAUCGUAACUCCCAUAAGACCUUAGCGCCAUCACAAAACGAGAUAAACCAACAGGGGGUUUGUCUUGGGUCCCUCACAGCCUGUGUGCCAAUCAGAAACGUCCUAUAAGAUCGGCCGAGCUAAUGAGGCCAGUCUGACCUGUAGAUUCUCACCAAUCUCAGGACUCCUGUAGGACUUUUCUGGUACGGCAGCUCUGUUUCUCUAAUCCUGGUGUCAGCUGGACCGGCUGGAUAUGUGCUAUGAGUGACUUGUAUGAGGUGUGGCUAUUAAAUAAUGAGACGUCACGCCGGUUUGACUCACAGAGGCUCUGUUUUGUUGUUUAACAGCCACGCCUCGUCUGCAUUCUUACCUGUUAAGACUAUUGAUGCACACACACAGUCCCGCACACACUCGCUGUAUGUCAGAUGAGUUUGUCUCGCAUUUGCUCUGACCGCUGCGAGACGGAGUCGAGACAAGCGUGGCGCUGCCUUUCUGUCCGCCUAACAAACUAAAAGGAGGUGGGGAGGAUUGAGUAACUUGUAAGGUGAGUUGGUAGUGGAAGGAUCCUUUGGCCCAAAGCUGCUCUCUAACCUCACCUUUCUGAUCUUGGAGCAUCCCAUAAUAGAGUCACUGGCCAGAACCUUACCCCAAGAAAACAUUGUCGCGCUCAGUGUCUGUGCUAAUAAUAACGAGCCCUUGAAUCUGUCUCUGUUGCUUGGAUACAAAGUGCAAAAAUCCAGUUAAACUGAUUUUUUGCAUUCACAGACUCAUUAAGUUUUUUAAUCAUCUGAGAGCACCCGUGUGGAUGCACAUAGAGGCACACAGAGGCCAGUAUUAUUUCUCUCCAAAGGACCGCUGUGUAGGAUUUAGUGUUUGAGGACUGGACGUGUAGUGCAGGAUCCAUAGUCCUACAUUAGUGCACAUUUGCCUAGAGAGAAGGAUUGUGGGUAUUCGAUCGAUGCAGAGACCAUGUGUAGAUGUGGUGAAAGACCGAAAAGCACAUAUCCUGAUAUCCUUAAUGCUGAUUGGCUGAAAAACUGUCUCGAACAGGAAAGGGGGUAAUAGUACAGCUCACCACAAAGAGGAACAAGUGUGUCCGUUUUCAUUGCUUUCAAUCACUCGGUUUCACUUUACUACAAAGGACCAACUAAAGCACAAAAACAAGGGUAGCCUGUGUCACUAAAUGCUGCACACAUUUACAACCAGGCUGCCAUGGCAACAGCACACGACUGCGGCGUGAAGUUGUGAGUCUGCAGACCUCAGCGUAGCACAGACUAGAGAAAAUAUGAAGGGCUCUUUACACUAAUGAAAACAAACACAACUAUGAAUAUAGUCACAGGAGAUGCCCCCCCUCCCUGAGCAUGGUCCUGCUGGAGGUUUCUUCCUGUUAAAAGGGAGUUUUUCCUUCCCACUGUCGCCAAGUGCUUGCUCAAAGAGGGUCGUCUGAUCAUCUGUUAAUGUAGGGUCUUUGCCUUCCAAUAUAAAGCACCUAGAGGUGACUGCUGUUGUGAUUUGGCGCUAUAUCAAUAAAAUUGAACUGAGUACUGUAUUCUGUUUCCACGAGUAAAUCCUACACACUGGUCCUUUAAGCAGUGCAGCUGAUGAAACCCCUCCUCAGCCUCCAUGAUCAGGGCACACGGUGCUCCAGUUUUUUUCCCCCUCCAGCCACCUCACCCCUCCCCUCCAACUCUGCCGGCUCCUCACUAAAAAGGCUUCUUCUGGUGCUUGUGAGUCUAGGCUUCCCGUGCUUGGGUGAAUGCAGCCACACAUCUCUUAAACACCCCCGACCCCCCCCCGCGCACCCUCUCUUGCUCUGAAUUCACCGACAGACAGAGCUGCAGCCUCCUCUCUACUUCCACUUCCUCACCCAAACUCCCCCUGCCUUCUGUGGUUUGGACAGCUGAAGAACUGAGAUACCCUGCACACACACAGACACACACUUAUAUAUAUAUAUAUUUGUGUAUUGUGUUGUUUUUUUCAUGGGAUCCCACAGGGUACAGCAGACACCGGCAGAGAUGUACAUCGGGAACAGAACCCACUCCGGCUUAGGUUUGAGCCCAGCCCUCACACUGUAGACCGUAUUGCCUUUUUCAGUUGAAGCAGGUUUCAUUAACGUGAUUUUUCUAGGUCAUCUAGCACAGAUGUGAAUUACAGAAUCACACUUCUAAUGAUGCUUAUCCUCUCUUCAGAUAAAGGCAUCAGGAGUGUCUUAUCUCACACGUUACCUCGUAUAGAGGGGGGCAGACAGCAUGUGAACGCCAGCAGGAUGCAGUGCAGCUCAAUACAAAAAUCACUGCAGUUAUGAGGUUUUUUCCCAUCAUAACUGCAGUAAUAGUGUGUUGGCUGGCAUUAGAGUGAAAGGCAUUUAUGUUAUUUUGUCCACCCUUCUGCCCUUAUAUGAUUACAGGCCACCUGAGGCCAAGCCCGUCUUUUUUUCCUCCCUCUCCACAGACCAUUUCAUUGUCAGCAGUCCCGCGGUGGCAUUAUGUUUAGCCAUUUCAGUUCCCUCGGCUCAGCGGCUGCUCAGUCACAAACCUAAUUGUAACCACAAAUAGUCGCGCAGUAGCUAAGCUUCUUCAAGUAGGUUAAUGGACCAAGCUUAGUGUAGUUAAACGAAACGCCUCAAUUAAUUACAAUAUUAAUCGUUCUAGUUUCCAAAGACGUCAGGGGUGACAGAACAAUGUGUCAUCUCAAGAGGAGAGCAAUCGGGAUCUGCUCCUUUUUCAAAGAAAUCGAAUCCAGCACAACGCUGAACGAUGAGGGGAUUUUUACACCGUGAAUGUCGGAUCAAACGUUUGCGUCAACAUGUUUACUGUGAAUGACAAAUCCUGAUAUGAAGACAAUUAUACUGUAUGGUUGUGUGUGCAUAUAUUUAUGCCUUUUAGUCUGUAUUUCUUAAGAUGUUGAGGUAUUUUUUUCAGUCUGCAUGAACAAAAAUCAUGAAUAAAUUCUCUUUUUGUUUCUCAUAUAA
Oreochromis aureus is the source of this 9099-nucleotide messenger RNA. RefSeq names its product RNA binding motif protein 14b (gene rbm14b). Gene Ontology annotation, molecular function: mRNA binding; zinc ion binding. NCBI's taxonomy places the organism in Eukaryota, Metazoa, Chordata, Actinopteri, Cichliformes, Cichlidae. The record is from RefSeq and is a predicted model, not a curated record. Bases 394 to 2121 code for a protein of 575 amino acids. Gene Ontology annotation, cellular component: cytosol. The transcript has 5 exons.